Messenger RNA from Eurytemora carolleeae, 499 nucleotides. RefSeq lists its product as uncharacterized. The coding region runs from base 16 to 417 and encodes 133 amino acids. Lineage: Eukaryota; Metazoa; Arthropoda; Copepoda; Calanoida; Temoridae. The record is from RefSeq and is a predicted model, not a curated record. The transcript has 3 exons.
AACCUAAGAACGUAUAUGCAUGUAUUGAGUAUUGAGUGCGGGGGAUGGAAACCAGAUUCAGGUUUAAGGUUCAGUUUACUCCAGGUGCGGGUGGGAACCAUGUAUCUUAGAGUUAUACUCGCCUUGUCAUUUUUGGUACUAUUGGUCCAGUCUCAGAGAAGACGUAAACCAGAUUUUGACGAGGAUGAAGAGAGAGAUAUGAAUGGAGUUGGGAGGAAUUAUAAAGAUGUUGGAGUGUUUCCUUUCCCACGCGGAGACACUCCAGUCUUCCAUUUCGACCAGGGAGAUGAGGGUUUCAUCAAGACAAUCCCAGAUUUGAUCGAAGGUUUGGAUAAGAUCCGUGGUAUAGUGAAUACGCAGAGAAAAAUCACUCAAGCAUUUGGCGAGGGAUUUGACCAGUGUGAGUCCUGUGGGUAAAAUCUAGACUAGUGUUAACUUUAUUCAAUUAUAAAAACUAAUCAAGUGUCUAUAUUGUAAUAAAAUAAAUGAUAAGUAUAUA